Hemibagrus wyckioides is the source of this 4324-nucleotide messenger RNA. RefSeq names its product notum, palmitoleoyl-protein carboxylesterase b (gene notum1b). Gene Ontology annotation, molecular function: hydrolase activity. Lineage: Eukaryota; Metazoa; Chordata; Actinopteri; Siluriformes; Bagridae. The transcript has 11 exons. Bases 424 to 1917 code for a protein of 497 amino acids. The record is from RefSeq and is a predicted model, not a curated record.
UCAACUGACAUGGACGGUGGAAAGGGAUGUCUUUCUAACAAGUUCUUCAAUUACAACCCGCGAGAUUAAUCACGUUUUUUUUGGCCUUUGCUUUUUUUUUGUUGAAAAAAUAAUUUAAUUCUAUUAUUGAUGUUUAAGGUUUCCAUCUGUCCUCGCACUUCCAUCAGGCGUGUUUCAGAAGUGAUGUUUGAUGAUGUUUGAGAUGAUAUAGUCAGAAACUCUGAACCAUUAUCAUUACACGUUACAACGCCUCGUCAAGAAGUAGCUUAUAAAAGGCCAUAAAAGGACAAACGAGGAAUUUGGAAGAAAACACAUGAAGUGAUUAGGCGACAUAGCUGAGGCAAACCGUCAGCUGUCAAUCAGCCUCUUACCGAGCAAGAAGCUCUUGGAGUUACUGCGGAAUAAAUCUUAGUAGUGUUCCUCAUGGAGAUGGGAAGUCGGACUCCGGUAAUGUUAGCGGUGUUGGUGAUGGUCCUGCUUGUUCCGGAGAGCUCAGAGGGCAGAAAGGCCCGCGGCGGCCGGACUCAGACUCGCCAGUCCCAGCGGGACCGGACGGAGACGACAGAGAGCUUCCCUCUGGACUUUACAGCCGUGCAGGACGGCAACGUGGACACGUUCAUGGAGCAGGUGAAGAACCUGGCUCAGUCUCUCUACCCGUGUUCGGCUCAAAAGCUGGAGGAUGAGAUGAAGCUACACUUUUUGGAGAACUCAUCAGUGACCUGCAACGACGGAACACCCGCCGGGUACUACAUGAAGGAGUCACGGGGAAGCCGAAGAUGGUUGCUGUUCCUGGAAGGGGGAUGGUACUGCUUCAACAAACAGAACUGUGACACCAGGUACGACACCAUGAGGAGGCUGAUGAGCUCUACCAGGUGGCCUCAGACACGCACAGGUACAGGGAUUCUGUCUCCUCAGCCAGAGGAAAAUCCACACUGGUGGAAUGCAAACACAGUAUUCAUCCCUUACUGCUCCAGUGACGUGUGGAGUGGAGCCUCACCAAAGACUGACCAAAACGACUAUGCAUUCAUGGGAUCCUUGAUCAUUCAGGAGGUUGUAAAGGAACUUCUGACAAAAGGGCUGGAUAAUGCAAAAGUCCUCCUGCUAGCUGGGAGCAGUGCUGGAGGCACAGGUGUUCUGCUGAACGUGGACCGUGUGGCUGAGCUCCUGAAGAGUCUGGGGCACAACUCGAUUCAGGUCCGAGGGCUUGCCGACUCGGGAUGGUUUUUGGACAACAAGCAGUACCGCUGCACAGACUGUGUGGACACCCUUGGCUGUGCCCCAACCGAGGCAAUCAAAAGGGGCAUCAGGUACUGGGGCAGUGUUGUACCUGAGCGCUGCAGACUGGCUCACACAGGAGAGGAAUGGAACUGCUUCUUUGGCUAUAAAGUCUACCCUACCCUGAAAAGUCCGGUGUUUGUGGUGCAGUGGCUGUUUGACGAGGCUCAGCUCACAGUUGAUAACAUUCACCUCACUGGGCAGCCGGUGCAGCAAGGACAGUGGCGUUAUAUCCAGAACCUGGGCAUUGAGCUCAGAAACACUCUUAAAGAUGUCCCGGCCAUGUUCGCACCUGCCUGUUUAUCACACGAGAUUAUCACGAGAAAUUACUGGAUGGACGUGCAUGUGAAGGGCACAUCUCUGCCUCGUGCACUGCAUUGCUGGGACCGGAGCCUCCAGAUCAGCCUCCGUAACAACAGUACUCAUCGCUCUAAUCCUCGCGCAUGCCCACUGCAUCUGAUUGACAGCUGCCCGUGGCCUCACUGCAACCCGACGUGCCCUACGAUCCGAGAUCAGAUGACCGGACAGGAAAUGAGCGUCAUCCAGUUCCUCACUCAUAUGGGCUUCGACGUGCAACGCAUGGCACAGCAGCAGGGCAUGGAGGCUAGCACGCUACUAGGCAUGCUCAAUAAUGGCAACUGAUCUGCAUGCACAGAAGCUGAAGGAAACGAUACACACACACACACACACACACACACACAAAGCAACUAAUGUAUUUGUUAAGCAGCAGCACAAUGGCAGUUUGAACUGAAGGGUUAGUUAUAUAUGAAAGAUAUUCGCAGUCCCUUUACAAGGAUGUGGAUAAGUUUUAAAGGAAGAUGCCUUAAGCAUCUCUAGAGUAUGUGUGAUUACCAGACAAAAUGGUACUGAGGGGGGAAAAAGUACAAAAAUAAACCCCGAAACUCAUUUAUAGCUGAAAUCUAAGGACAGUUGCUCACGGUAUCAAUAAAUGUCUGAAAUUGAAUCAAGAAUCUGAGUACAGAAAACUUCUUGUCUUGUAAUCACACACACUCUACAUUAUGAUUGAUUAUGAUCAGGAUGAGAAUGAUCUUUAUUCUUUUUCCUCUCUUUGUAUUUCUUUUCUGAGGAUAUACAGAGUCUGUUUUUUGUUUUUUUUAUAACCGAGGAUGCAAAAAUCCCCACUGAAACAUAUAUAAUAUAUAUUUGCAUAGCUAAAAAUGUUUAAUGAUAAUGGGACGGGUAACACUCCAGCUCUCCAGACCUCACUGUUUUGAAGCCAUGUGGAGGUAGUUUCACUGUAACGAUAAGCUUUUUUUGUCUUGUUUUGAUUUUUUUUAAUUACGCCCCACUGGUGCCUCAAGCAAACUGCAGCAAAGGGGGGUCAAGCUCAUGAACAGGGUUGUUUUAUUUUGGACGUUGACUCUUUUGAGUUCGGAUCAGGACCACUGCAGCAAUAACACGAGACGGACUGUUCACAAAACGAAGCCCUGUGGUGCUACGAGAACAUUUUGAUUAGGUUCAGUCAUUAGAAAUAGCACUUUUUUUUUUUUUGUUUUUAACAGUUUCACCAGCAGUCUCUCACAGAACUGUGUAUAGAAAUGACCUGGUUUCCUCAGGAUGAACUGGACUGUUAACUCCACCAGAGGAAGGAAGAGACUGGUCACACAGGAGGCACUGCUCACCCGACACGAGCUCAUGGGCAUUUUUUAAAAAAUUUUAUUUUAAGGAAACACGCAUGCUAUUUUUAAAGAACAAAGAAUCAGUCUUUAAAACUCUUGUCAUAUUUUGUAACGUUCCUAAAGAGAAGAUAAGCUUAAGUAACACUGAUGAAGUUAUCUAUUUAUUUUAUUUUGUGAAUCAUAUUUAUGAGUAACUGAGACGGAGAAGAGAUUCUUUGUAAAAUGUACAUACCUUUUCACUUUUUCUUUUGCCGUUUUGAUCGCAUGUCUUUGUAAUAAAUCUUCAAGGUACAUUAUAUAAUCAUGGCAAAAAUGUUUACCGGUUUCAAUGUUUUGUUUAAAAUGCCAAAUCGGAGGUACAAUGGGAAUCCUGCUAGGGAGGGCGCCAAUACUUUUUCACAGUGCUCUCUAGCAGCAGAUCCGAGCUGUAAUUUAAAUGAUAUAAACUUAGCAUUGUGCUUAUUCAGGAACAUUAUCGUUCACUGAUCUUGUAACUUAUUACAAGACCUUGGAGGAAGUCUAAUAAACAGCUUAAUAAAGCAUGGUGAAGAUUUUUUAAAGUAAAUGUUUAACAAUAAUGGAAGGAGUCUCCAGCGUCAGAGCUUUAUUACAUCUGGCAUGUUUUGCACAACAGGAAAAGUCUCCUAGACACAGGUGAUGGAUCAACUGCUACAAUGUACACUCACUGUCCACUUUAAUAGGAACACCUGCGUAUUUCUGCAGAUAUCCAUUAAGCCAUUCAAGUAGCAGCAGCAGUAUAAAAUCAUCAAUCGAUCAUAGAUCAAGAGCUUCACUUGCUGUUCACAUCAAGCAUCAGAAUGAGGCUGUGACUUUAACUGGGGCAUGGAUGCUGGUGCCAGAUAAGCUGGUUUGAGCAUUUUUCCAGUAAUAUCUACUUGCAGUUAAAAUGCUGUCACACUAAAAUGCUGGAAGGUAACGUUGAGCUUGAGGUAAGACUUUCUUAAAUGCAGACUUUAAAUUUAUUUAAAAUGCAGUAAUACACAACAAACCCCCCCCCCCCCCAUACUAUAAAAAAUUUACUUUACAAAUAUCUGAAACUAAAACUGAAAUAUCCCUUUGUGCAGUGGUUCUGUCCCUCUAUGUGUGAGUAGCAACCGUGUAUAACCUUUAUAUUUUAAAUACAUAUUAAAUUCAUCUUUUAGAAUAAGAUGACAUUACAUAAAUACUUCUUUUCACAGACUUGGUUAUAGUUAUAAAUGUUUUCUCAGUUUCCUGCUACAACAUUUUCCUAUCCUGGCUCUCUCUCUCUUUUUAUUUCAUUAUUUUUUUUUUUUGAAGCAGUUUUACUAGAAAUCUAUCUAGAAACCAUUUGUAGAAAAAGUGCAAGUUUCUGCAAGAUGAAACGGCUUGAAAUUGAACAUAUUAAAAAAAAAAGAUUCCUCUGAGGA